Paramuricea clavata is the source of this 6860-nucleotide messenger RNA. The record is from the annotation of a GenBank genome assembly. Lineage: Eukaryota; Metazoa; Cnidaria; Anthozoa; Malacalcyonacea; Plexauridae.
GGGAGUGUACAGCAACCCAGGGAUAUCACAACACCCAUCUUCACCUUGCUUUGACUCGUGGAUUGAAAUGUCAUCCUAAUGAUAAUCCUCCGGCUAUAAAGAACGUACUUUUGUGUGGCAGGUAAAAGACUCUGAUCAUGCAUGAGUAGUAUAGUUGCAUGAUAGCGCUAGCGACUACCAGCAUUGCCGUUUGUAGGAAAAAAUGGCGUAAUUUGAUUUUUGAAGCUAGCAUACAGUAUCCACAACAAAAAAGUGAAAAUCAAGUUUAGCCUGCGUGGCAAGCCCUCGUUAAAGCGGAAAUGACGAACGGAGAAUGAGGGCCUACAGGUGAUCACACGCCGUAGAUUUUUUGCAUGUAGGAUGUGAUUCGUCUUUUCCACUUUAACCAUGGAUUGUAAAAUAACUGGAUAGGAAACUUCCUGACGUCACAGUCUAAACCUAGUUGCAAUCUGUGACGUCACGCGUAUUGCCAAAGUUCUCAGCAUUUUUGUUGUUUCGCUAUAUUUUCCGCUUUAAAAGAGUAAUAUUGAAGCAUAAACUGGUCUAAUUGUUUUAAAAACAUGCCUAAGCCACGACAAAGUAUUCAAGGUAAAUGUUUUUCGUCUUUGUUUUGUAUUUUUUAACAUUUAUAGCUACGAAAUUGGCGUCGCCAAUUUUUACGAAAUUUGCGAUGCAUUUUUCACUGUUUAGUGCUUGAAAUAUUUGCUAAAAUUGACCGGGAAUACUUAGAGAUUUCAUCGUAGAAUGGCCUAGUUAUAUUUAUUUGCUCUUUGACUAAAAUGUUUAGCUGUAUUAUCGCUAAACAUGCCGUUUUUGAGAAUUUGGUUUGCAACUAGGUUUCAACGCCAUCAUCCCAUUGAAAAGAUUAGGUCACGUCAGCUAGUUUCCUAUCCAUGUGUUUUAUAUAUUAUCCAUGCUUUAACCCUCCGAGGGCCUUGGCAGUCUAAGUCUGUAAAGAUAAGAUGGUCUGGAACCCCGACAAACUUAAAAUCUGCAAAAUAGCAGAUGAUGGAUGUUGAACUGCACAGUACCUCACCGUGCACAAGUCCUUUGUCUUAACUUCAUUAAAUAUUACACAUCGUACGUUUCAUGUCAGGUAUCUUUUAUUAUUAUUAUUACUAUUAUUAUUAUUAUUAUUAUUACAUGUUUUUCACAGCUUUGUUCUUAUGCUGGCUAUGUUUUUCCUUGGAAGCUGGCUACAACCAGUAGCCUCAGGUCCCAAAGAUUUUAGCUUUCCAAGCUUCUUCUCAGUAUUCUUGCCGUCCCUAACAAUGCUGUUUUUUGUAGAAGUUCUAUUCUUAUAUGUAUUCCCAAUUUCUCAAUCCACUUAUCCAGUUUAUUACUAACUGCUCCUAAGGCACCUACUACUAUUGGAAUGACUUCUACUUUUUUCAGUGCCCAUAUUUUCCGAAUUUCCCUUUUCAACUCCUCAUACUUUUCUACCUUCUCUGUUUCUUUUAUACCAAUUCUACAGUCCCCUGGAACUGCGAUGUCUAUGAUCUUGCAUUCCUUUUCCUUCUUUAAAACCACUACAAUAUCAGGUCUUCGACAUUCAAUCACAUGAUCGCACUGUAUGUUAAAAUCCCAGAGAAUCUUUACAAUAUCUGAUUCAAUUACUCCAUUUGGUUGGUGUUCAUACCAUUUUUCAGCUUUCUCUAGUUGGUACAAACCACGUAGCUUCCAGUGUACAAUGCGAGCCACAUUGUCAUGUCUUCGUUUGUAUUCUUUUUGUGCUAGCUUUUUGCAUUCACUUAUCAAGUGUGUUAUAUGCUCUCCCUUUUCCCCACAAAGUCUACAGAGUGGAGACUCGACAGUUCUAUCUAUGUGAAACUUUACAUAAUUUGUCCUUAGAGCUUGUUCUUGUGCAGCACAAAGAAGUGCUUCAGUCUCAGGUUUCAAGUCUCCUUUCUUCAGCCACCACCAUGUCUUCUCCCUAUCCACUUCUUUACCUAAUUUCAUUUAUUUUGCAUCUAUCCACCUUCUUAAAUGUGAAUACUUUAUAAUCUUCUUCACCUUUCAUGAUCUCGAUUAUCCUAUCAACAAUCUCUUUCUCGUCCUUACUUAACUCUCCAUAUCCUUCAACUCUAAUACAUUCUUCUGCUCUAUCCUCAGAUUGCUCUGUUGUAUGUGUAUCUUCCCGAUAUUGUACAUUCCUUCCACUUGCUGUCUCCUCAUUUUCAUUUCUCAUUUCUCCAUUCAUGGUCAUAUCACAUCCCACUUCUUCUCUUUCCAAGUCACUUUCUCCAUGAUUUAUUUCCUCACUUAAUACUCUUUGUUUUAUACUCUCCAGUUCAAUGUCUGUUAACCAACCGUUCUUCCUUAUUGCUCUAGCUUGAUCACAAAUUCUUUGUUCUUUUGCGGGAAACACUCCUCUUUCAUUCCAGAUCCUAUGCAUUCGCUGUCGGUAUCCUCGUUGAGGUUUUCCAUUUUCGCUAAACGGCUUACUUAAAUAAAAGCACUCCAUUAUUACAACAUUGAUUUCUUUCGUCCAUUUCAAUCUUAUAGCUUCAGCAGUAGCAUGACGACUGGGCCUGUGCUGCUGAUCCACAGGACACCUGCCGGACAAGGGACCUUCACUAGUCGUUCCAGUCUCAUUUACGUCGUUGUCUUCUACAUUAGUAGUAUUCAUAUUUUUUCACCCAUAUAUAUGAGGUUCAUGUAAUGUGUACGGGUUGUAAGUCCAUCCUGUGUUGCCCGACUCUCAGGAUAAAGCUAUUACUGACAGGUGUCGCUACUUCCUAUCAGCCAUCGUUAGCGACCACAUGACGCAGUGGCCAUUCACUCAUCGACACGAUUGACAUCUUGAGUUACGAAUUGAUUUCGUCGUGGAACUACCACUAUAUGAGUUGCCAGCCAAGGCUGAAGAGCCUCAUAUGCCCUGGUUUAAAAUCAGAGUUUCCUUCUCCUAGGUGAACUACCAUCCAAGGUUGACGAGCUCCACCUACCCGAAGCAUUGGUUAUUUAAAGGCGCCAAUUACUCGCCUCUCGCCCCUUCUCCUGUUAGUUCCAAACAGUUCUGCCACGUGAAGGCCAGGAGCUGGACUUGACUGUCAGAGGCUUUAUGUUGCUCUUUGCCAUAUGGAGUAUUUUUUGGUAUCGGAUGCUCAUCUUCCUCAACUACUCCAGCAAUAACAGCCUUCAGAACCAUUAUUAUUAUUAUUAUUAUUAUUAUUAUUAUUAUUAUUAUUAUUAUUAUUAUUCAUCUUAUUUAAAAACGGUAGCCCUUCAGUUUAAACUGCUUUUCAAGGAGCCGUUAGAAUAUUUACAAAUAUGAAAAAUCUAUUAUACAUACUAACUAUAUAUAAAAAGAAAGCCCAUGCAGUGAACACUAGCUAUAUAUAACUAGAAAUAGUAUGUUAUGUUAUGUUAACCCUCCCAGACCCAACAAUUACUCCUUUGAAUCAAAAUCCGCCCCACAAGUGGUUAUCACACACUAUUCCUCUCCAAAUUGGUGAAAUAGUUGUUGAUUAAGGUUUUGAAGUUACUUAUGGAGAGCUCUUUAUAGUUGUUGGUAACAUCAUUUGGAAGAUUGUCCCAUGAUGCAGCACCAGAGCACCUCGAUAUGAAAACGAUUUCUUCAAGAAGUAUGUUUUAGGUUUUUCCAAAUAAAGUUUACAGUUAUUACUUCUUAACGGAUACAUAUCAUUUAGGUAAAUUUUAAAGAUGUUGGUCAUACGUUAUUGCAGUUGGGCUUGUAUAUAAGGCCUUAAAUGUCAUUAUAAUUUCUCUUUUCUUAAGAGUGGUUUCCAGUGUAAGAUAUUAAAUAUAUCUUUCGAUCUUACUUCGUAAGUUGACCGUGUGAUAAUUCGAGCCGUUCGUUUUUGCAUUUUUAAAAGCUUGUCUGUAUGUGUACGACUGCCGUCAUUCCACACGUUGGAGCAAUAGGUAAAGUGAGGUAAGACUAGUGAGUUGUACAUGUUAAUUAAUACGUUAAAUCGUUUGGCUCGUCUUAGUAAGGCAAUGCUCUUGGAUAGUUUUUUGCAUUGAAUAUCAUUGUGUUUAUGCCAUCUCAGUUCAUCGUCUAAAGUAAUUCCCAGUACUUUCUUAUUGGUCACCUGUUUGAUGUUAUGAUUACCAAUCAAUAUACAUGGUCAUAUGAGAAUUGUUUCAAUUUUCAUUUAGAGGCUAUUAGCAUAAAUUCAGUUUUUUUAACGUUUAAAGUAAGCUUGUUUGCUAUUAACCAGUUAUUGACGUUAUACAAAUCGUUAUUUUGUUUCACUUCUAUGUCCCAGGUGAAUUACCAAUGCUUGAUAUAUUUGUGUCAUCUGCAAACAUAAAUGCCCCUGUUUGUUCGAGGCAGUUAGGAAGAUCGUUUAUAUACAAUGAGAAUAAUAACGGUCCUAAGUUUGAUCCCUGUGGGACUCCGCACCUUAUCUUUUUCAGUUGAGAAUUUGUACCUUGGACUGUACAUAAUUGACUCCUAUUGGUUAAGUACGAUUUGAAGAAGUUAAGGGCUACACCUUGAAUUCCAUAUAGUUCAAGUUUAGCAAGAAGGAUUUUGUGGUCGACUGUAUCGAAUGCCUUUUUGAGAUCAAGAAACAAGACACCAUUUAUUAAGCAUCUAUCCUUAUUCAUUAAAUAUUCAUUGGUUGAUUGCAAGAGAGCAGUUUCAGUAGAGUGAUAUUUACGGAAGCCAGAUUGGCGUUUUGUGAUUAUUUUGUUGUCAUUCAGAAAAUUGAGAAGUUGGUUAUAAACUAUUUUUUCUAACAUUUUUGAAAUUGCCGGUAUGACGGAUAUAGGUCUGUAAUUUCCACAUUCAUUUUUGUCACCUUCCUUAUAGAUAGGCGUAAUCUUGGCCUGUUUUAAGUCGUCUGGAAGUAUACCAACGUCUAGGAUCAAGUCAAAAAUAUAAAGCAAGGUUUCACAUAUAUGGUAUAGCCUGCAGCCUUUAACAGUUUGUUUGUGAUUUUGUCGAGUCCUGCAGCUUUCCCUAAUUUUAUACCAUAUAGUAUUCUGCAUAAUUCUACUGGUGAAAUUUGUCUAAAUGUAAACUUAUUAGAAUUAGCAGUGAUAUAUUGAAGUGGGUCUACAUUACUUGGUGGUAUAGUUUGUGCAAGCUUAGGGCCAAUUUCACAAAAAUAAUUGUUAAACUCGUUCGCUUUAUUAUCGUUACCAGUAACUGUUUGUCCAUUAACUGUGAUCUUGAACAACGAUUGUUGUUGUAGUCGUUCCCCUGUUGAGUAAAUGAUUAAUAAAUCUCCAGCUAUCUUUACUAUUUUUGCAUUGUUCCAGAUUUGUUUUAUAAUAGUGUGCUUUUGCAUAUUAUUAUAAAACAAAUCUGCGCCUAUCCCUAUUGGACGAUUACCUAAUUAGUAAUAAUACGAAAACAUAAUGAGCUCAAUCACCGUGAUCGUGCACAAAUUAACAAAAAACAUAACACAAUGACUUCUGUUUAGUUUCCAGACUAUCAUAUCUUGCCAGACUAUGGCUAAAUAAAGUUCAAACUUAGACAAUAUGUUUGACUUAUCAGAUAACCUGCAGUUAUUUAGUGUUUAACCAUGCAUAUAAGUCAGCUUUUGUACGUUUUAACAGUUGCGUUCCCUUGGAAAUUUCCCUCUUUCCCUUGUUUCCGGUAAAGAUUUCACCAUGUUCUCUUGUUCCCCCAGUUUACUUGUUUUCUUGUUUCCUAUGAUUUCAUUGCAAAAUAUGCCUUGUUCCUGUUCCCUAGCCUCAACAGUCAUAAUCAGUGGCAACGAGCGUUCAUUGAAAAUGAUGUUUAGGUUUUACCAAAAUACACAGGCCAUCAUUCAUUGAUUCAUGUCCUACAGAAGAACCUGAUUUAGUAAGAUUCAUGCAAUGCCACAAAGUUGAACUAUGAUCGUCUUUCUUUAUUUGUUACAAAGGAUUAAGGAGGGAAUAGUUUCUGAAAACGAAUGCAAUUCACCUAUGCGAAAAUGACAUAUAGGGAAUUAAGAUUAAGAUAUUAAGGGAAUAACAUGAGUUUUGGAGCGCUUAUAUUGUAGGUCAAAAAUAAACAAUAUGACCCGACAAAACUCAUGUUAUUAACAUCAUUAUCAAUAUAGAAGAACAAAUAAUUAUAAAUAUAUAAUAUAACACCAACACAAUAUACAAUGUAGACAAUGAAUGCUUUUAACAAUAAGGAAAAACAGUUAACAAUGCAUUAAAAUAUAUAAAAUAUAAACUGCUUUUGUUGUGUUUUUUGCUUGAGCCUUUUUCUCAAUCUCGUCAAGAGCUGCCUUAUCAAGGUCAGAGCUCUGGCUUAAAACAUUUAUAUUUUCGUCUGCAUGUUGAAUUCACGCUAGAGCUAGCCAUAUUUAAUUUCACAACUUUCGUCUCUUGAAAGUUGAAAACACCGUGGGAGCCCGAGAGCAAUCAGAGCACUCAAAUGGUUUCCUUGCCAAGCUGAAAAUUCUGAAUAUUAAUUGGUCGAAAACAAUCAUGAGACGCACGAUUGACCAAUCAUAUGCAGGACAGAAAACGCGUAAUUACCGCCCGUCCGAUUCGUUAUCGGCCCGCGCUUGCGAACGUUUUAAAGAGGGCGGCUUCCCAUUCGGCCUUCUAUAUUGAUAAUAAUAAAUAUUAAUAACGUGUUUCAAACAUUAAAAAAAAAUCAAUAAUUUGUGCGCGGAAACUCAUUCGAUUACCAAGGAAAAGUGAUUUUUAUCAUGACACAAAUGUUGUACGUUUUGUGUUUCAGAUACCUUCGUGAGAAAAAUUAUGACGGGUAUUAUUAUAACAAGUGUCAAAAUUUACGACGAGAUUUGCGCGAGGCAUAUGAUGAGGCAUUCACGAAAUAUGAUGUUCUUAUCAUGCCAACAAUUCCUAAAAAAGCUGCACAAUUUCCUUCCAAGAACCCUUCCUUAUCUGGUGAGUAUACUGAGCCACCUGUAUUGCAAUAG